Molecule: messenger RNA, 2227 nt
Organism: Nothobranchius furzeri (turquoise killifish)
Lineage: Eukaryota; Metazoa; Chordata; Actinopteri; Cyprinodontiformes; Nothobranchiidae
Product: carnitine O-acetyltransferase
Biological process (GO): carnitine metabolic process, CoA-linked
Cellular component (GO): peroxisome
Molecular function (GO): carnitine O-acetyltransferase activity
Source: RefSeq, a predicted model, not a curated record
CCGAGUGGGGGGGGCGUUCAGCUGAUGGUGCGACUGUCCUUGAGAUAUGACUGCCCGAGAGUUUUCCAUCUUUAUUCCCGGAAUAGUCAAAGGCUUCAUCGCGUUUUUCUGACAAGAUGUUGGGAUUAUUUGUCAGAGCUUUGCCGAGGCCAGGCACUACAAAUCCAUGCCGCAUGCUCAGACCAGUAACGCAGAUCCCAGAGCGUUCCUUUGCUCAUCAAGAGGGUCUGCCUAAGCUGCCCGUUCCACCCUUGAGGCAAACUUGUGAACGCUACCUAGCCACACUGGAGCCCAUUGUCAGCAAAGAAGAGCUGGAACACACCCGCCAGCUGGUGCAGGAGUUCCUGAAAGGUGGAGUGGGAGAAAGGCUCCAGAAAGGGCUGGAGAGACGGGCACGAAAGACGGAUAACUGGCUGUCAGAGUGGUGGGUGCAGUCGGCAUAUCUGGACUCCAGAAUGCCGGUGGCGGUCUACACCAGCCCUGGGGUGGUGCUGCCUCGGAUGCAUUUUGAAGAUCGGCAAGGGCAGAUGAGGUUUGCUGCCAAACUAAUAGCAGGAGUUUUGGACUUUAAAAAACUGAUUGACUCUGAAAACCUUCCUGUUGAGUACUUGAGUGGGAAGCCGCUGUGCAUGGACCAGUAUUACAAGAUUCUGUGCUCCUGCCGUAUUCCUGGACCAAAGAGAGACACUGUAGUGCAUUACACACACGGGAAGAUGGCUCCUACUCACAUCACGGUGGUCCACAACUUUCAGUUCUUUGUCUUGGAUGUCUAUAACAGCGACGGCACCCCGCUGACGGUAGACCAGAUUUACAUGCAGCUGGAGAAGGUCUUGAAUUCUUCUCUGCAAGCUAAUAAGGAACCAAUUGGCAUCCUUACAUCACAGCACCGCAACACCUGGGGAAAAGCCUACAGCAACUUGAUCAAGGACAAAACAAAUAAGGAAUCAGUCCGUGCCAUCCAGAAGAGUAUCUUUACAGUCUGUUUAGAUGCUCCGAUGCCUCGGGUGUCAGAUGAGCUGUACUUGAGUCGCGUUGCUGCCCAGAUGCUACAUGGAGGAGGAGCACGGUGGAACAGUGGCAACCGCUGGUUUGAUAAGACCUUGCAGUUCAUUGUUGGUGAGGAUGGUACAUGUGGACUGGUGUAUGAGCAUGCACCUGCUGAGGGUCCACCCAUUGUGUUUCUCAUCGAUUACGUAGUUAAAUACAUGAGGAAUAUAGAAAUGCUUCGCUCUCCCAUGGUUCCUUUGGCCAUGCCUCAGAAACUGAGAUUCAACAUCACAUCUGAAAUCAAGAGAGACAUCGAAAAAGCCAAACAAAACAUGAACAUAAUGGUGCAUGACCUGGAUGUGAAGGUGCUGAUGUUUUCUCAUUUUGGGAAAAACUUGCCAAAGCAACACAGUUUGAGUCCAGAUGCCUUUGUGCAAAUGGCUCUACAACUUGCCUACUUCAGGAUGUAUAAUAUUUGCUGCUCCACUUAUGAGAGUGCCUCACUGAGAAUGUUUAAAUACGGGAGAACAGAUGCAAUCCGUUCCACUACUGUAGACUCUCUCGGCUUUGUCCAGGCAAUGCAAGAUCCAACCAAGCAGAACACUGAGAGGCUGGCUCUGCUGCAAAAGGCGGUUCAGACACAUAAAGAAAACACUUACAAUGCGAUUCAUGGACAGGCCAUAGACAGACAUCUGCUUGGGCUGAGGAUGCAGAGCAUUGUGGACCUGACCUCCAUGCCUGGGAUAUUCAUGGAUACUUCCUAUGCAGUAGCUCAUCAUUUUAAUCUCUCCACGAGCCAGGUUGGCUCCAAGACAGACUGCGUCAUGUGCUUCGGUCCAAUGGUGCCAGAUGGCUACGGAGUGUGUUACAAUCCCAUGGAUGAGCAUAUCAACAUUGCCAUCACUGCCUUCAACAGCUGUGAGGAGACAAACGCUGCCAGCUUUGCCCAGGCUGUGGAGGACGCACUGUUGGACAUGAGAGCUCUCCUGGAAGACACGGCCAGGACCAGACAGUGAUCCCACACAUGAGCCCGGUCGCGUCUGGAGGUCGAAACUGAAUCAAGUUGUUGCCAGCGAAGUUGGCAGAAUGCCACACUGGCAAAGAUGCAAAGUGUUCUAAGUGGAAACCUGUUACUGCACAGUUUGGUGGAAAUGCACAAUGUGUGAAUGUCAAAGCACUGUUUAUAAGAGGAGAAAAUAUCUAUAGUUAAAAAUAAAUAUUUAAGAUUAUUGUAAAAUAA